UGACGACAUUGAUAUUACUACUUUUAUGUAACAGUAGACGAGCUGAUUUCGUCUUCCUACGUGGAGUCUUGAUCGUUUCGCCGCGAUUCUGAGCAUCGCUCUGUCGACUCUAAUUCCGUCCUCUCCCACAUCAGAUGCCAUGGCUCCCGAUCGGGGUGAAUUCUCCACCGGCAUGCCAACACCCGACGGCAGGGAGGAGCCUUAUCCCCUCGAAGUCGAGGACUCGAAUCCCUCACCUCAUACCAGCAACCUAUCACUAUCAGCAGAAAGCCACUACCUCGCGGAGCAAGCCUCCCAACCUCAAAACUUCACCCUCCGAGGCGUCCUGGUCGGCCUGGCCAUCGGCGUCGUAAUAUGUUUCUCCAACAUGUACUUCGGCCUGCAGACCGGCUGGGUCAGCAGCAUGGCCAUGCCCUCCGCUCUCAUUGGAUUUGCGUACUUCAAGACGGUCUCCAAAAUGCUUAGUGUGCCCUUUUCGCCCGUGGAGAACGUGCUCGUGCAGUCGGUCGCUGGGUCGGUGGGCACGAUGCCCCUGGGCUGCGGAUUCGUGGGUGUGAUUCCCGCGCUGAAUUAUCUGCUGAAAGCGGAAGAGAAUGGGCCGUUGGAUAUUGGGCUGUGGAAGUUGAUUGUUUGGGCGGUGGGGAUUUGCUUCUUUGGGGUCGUGUUUGCGGUGCCGCUGAGAAGGGAGUUUAUUAUCAGGGAGAAGUUGAAGUUUCCGAGUGGGACGGCGACGGCAUUGAUGAUUAGGGUGUUGCAUGGAGACGAAAAAGGCGGGGAGAGGAAGAGCGUGCAUAGAAGACAUACGAGUGCUAGGACCCAGGAGCAACAGGGAGAGCAAAGGGGUCUACUCCAGCGAUCUCAUGAAGAGAAUUCCCGGGCUGAGGAUACCUCUCUGCAGAGCGAGGAGCAAGAGCUAGCUAGCAAUGGUGACUGGAGAGCCCAGAUCCGACUUCUGCUAUUCUCGUUCGCCGGCUCAGCUCUUUAUACUGUUAUCUCAUACUUCAUUCCUCACUUGCACGACAUCCCGAUCCUAGGCCUGUCCUUGGCCCAGAAUUGGCUCUGGACCCUAAACCCAUCCCCGGCAUAUGUUGGGCAGGGCAUCAUCAUGGGUCCAGCGACAACCCUACAUAUGCUCCUCGGAGCCAUCGUCGGCUGGGGCAUACUCUCUCCCCUAGCAAAGAGUCGAGGUUGGGCACCCGGCCCCGUAUCCGACUGGACCACCGGAAGCAAAGGCUGGAUCGUCUGGAUCUCCCUCGCCAUCAUGCUGGUCGACUCGCUCAUCAGCCUAGGAUGGCUCAUUCUCCGACCCACCAUCGCUAUAGCCCGAGCAUACUACCCAAUCCUACGAGAAACCCUUCGCGAACACACCUGGACCGACAUCCUCCGCCUCAACAUCUCCCCCAAACAAGGCUACACGCCCAUCUCCGACCCCUCAUCCACCCUCAAACCCCACGCCGAACCCGACGCACCGCCCUCCCACCUCAUCUCCAACCGCACCACCAUCAUCGGCCUCUUCCUAUCGCUAAUCCUCUGCAUCCUCGCCAUCCACAUCUCCUUUCCCUCCCUAAUCCCCCUCCCCCUCACCCUCCUCUCCCUCCUCCUCGCCCUCCUCCUCUCCAUAAUGGGCGUCCGCGCCCUCGGAGAAACCGACCUCAACCCCGUCUCCGGCAUCUCCAAACUGACCCAACUCGUCUUCGCCCUCGUAACACCCACCUCGGGUCCCCAGGCCAAAAACGCCGUCAUCAUCAACCUGCUCGCCGGCGCCGUCAGCGAGUCCGCCGCCCUCCAAGCAGGCGACCUCCUGCAGGACCUCAAAUGCGGCCAUCUCCUCGGCGCGGCGCCCAGCGCGCAGUUCUGGGGCCAGAUGAUUGGGAGCGCCGUCGGUGCGGUGCUGUCGGCCGUCGUGUAUAAGCUGUAUACGCGCGUGUAUACGAUUCCGGGGGGGCUUUUUGGGGUGCCGACGGCGUAUGUGUGGGUGUUUACGGCGAGGUUGGUUACGGGGAAGGGGUUGCCGCCCAUGGUGAAGGAGUGGGCGAGUGGGGCGGCGGUGAUUUUUGCGGUGGGGACGGUGGUGAGGGUGGUUGGGAUGGCGAGGAAGAGGCAGGGGAGGGGUGGGUGGUGGGUGGAUUUCGUGCCGGGGGGGAUUGCGGUGGCUGUUGGUAUGUCCGAUGCUCUAUUACUUACCCUUAUUUUCUCGAGGGCGGAAGAGAGACAGUGAAAGUGCUAAUGCGGAAGUAGGGAUGUAUAACACGCCUUCGUUUACGCUGGCGAGAACCAUCGGCGGAUUGAUUAGCUUGUGGUGGAGGAGGUGGAAGGGCAGGAGCGAGACGCCGAUUAUUGUGCUAGCAAGCGGAUUGAUCCUGGGAGAGGGACUGUUUAGUAUUGUCAAUUUGGGGCUGGCGAGUUUGGAUGUACCGCAUCUUUGACGCAUGUUGUCGUUACAGAUUGCUUGCUUCUACAUAUAUGGAUGCCUAUACGAAAGUCUAGGAGAAUCAGUCCUUUUCGCAUAACUCAACACCCUUAA
Messenger RNA from Westerdykella ornata, 2524 nucleotides. Its product is annotated as OPT superfamily oligopeptide transporter. Bases 140 to 2218 code for a protein of 692 amino acids. The transcript has 2 exons. The record is from RefSeq and is a predicted model, not a curated record. Gene Ontology annotation, cellular component: fungal-type vacuole membrane. Gene Ontology annotation, molecular function: oligopeptide transmembrane transporter activity. Lineage: Eukaryota; Fungi; Ascomycota; Dothideomycetes; Pleosporales; Sporormiaceae.